This is a messenger RNA of Salvelinus fontinalis (brook trout), 2520 nucleotides long. Its product is annotated as protein hinderin-like. The transcript has 11 exons. Lineage: Eukaryota; Metazoa; Chordata; Actinopteri; Salmoniformes; Salmonidae. The record is from RefSeq and is a predicted model, not a curated record. Bases 513 to 2285 code for a protein of 590 amino acids.
AUGAUAAUGCCGCGUUCAAAACGUCAGUGAUCUUCAAGGCCGGAAGGUCGGUGCUCUAGAAAUAGUUGGAAUUCCGAGUUGAAAGACCGUUAAAAUAUAUUUUUCCCAGCCGGAGCAGUUUUUUCCCCGAGAUCCCAGUUGUUUGGAACGCAGCAUCAGUCCACCCCCCAAACAAGUGUGUCUGUCAUCCUAACAAGUGUCAGUUUCUACGCAACCUGGCAAAACUUGGCAUCCUGGGAGUGGCGUUUGAUUCAAUAUGGCGGCAGCAAAGGAAGGAAAGAACAAAUCAGGAUUUUGGGGGAUUAAGGACAGUAUCCUUUUACUUUGUGUCCGUAAAAGACAGCCCCCCGUAUAAGAAGUUUUGAACGUUUUGAAGUCGAAAUUGUCAGUAUGUUUUCGAUGACGCAUCAGAUGAAGACCAACCUCUGGUGUUCAUUCCGGGAGUAAGCAGAGAGGGACACUUGCGGACAGCCUUUAAGUCAGUAUCGGGCAGCAGUGAGAGAAAGGUGAAGAUGAGGGCCAAUUAUAGCAGUGAGAUCCGAGGAGAGGCUCCUCUGAGCCGGGGCAAUAAGAAGCAAGGCCAGCGGCUCUCCCUGUCCUCGAUGGGUAGAGGGCAGCUCCAGGCCACCCCUGCACCUACAGUCCCACCUCCCAACCCAGCCACCCAGCAGCAUCUCCUCACCACUCCACAGUGUAUGUAUUUUGUUCAGGCACUCUCUGAGGUGACCCAGGCUAAGAACAGGACCUCUCUGAAGGACCUCUGUCCCCAGGAUAAGCGGCGCAUCGCCAACCUCAUCCAGGAGCUGGCCAGAGUGAGUGAAGAGAAGGAGUCGUCGGUACAGAGGCUGAGGGACGAACAGGAGACCUUUGAGCGCAAAAUUCUACAGCUUGAGCAGCAGAACCAUCUCAUUGUACAGGAGAGAGAGAGCCUACAGCAGCAGUAUCGGGAGUGUCAGGAGCUGCUUGGUCUCUACCAGCAGUACCUCUCUCAGCAGCAGGAGAAACUCAACCAGUCCAUUGCCCAGCUCAGCCACGCACGCAGCUCUCACUAUAACUCCCACAGCAAGGCCCCCAGCAGUGAGGGAGCCUCCACCAAGCCUAGCAGGGGAGAGAGGGCCACAGCCUUGGACGGCUCCUACCUAGACUUGCCCACUCUUGGAGGAACGGGGACAAACGGAGGAGGAAGAGAGCAAAGUGGCGGAGGAAGAGGAGCGGGAGGAAGAGUCCCAUCCCUGAGUCCUGCCUCUCUCUCGGACGACCUUCACUCAGACACUCACCCUCCCUAUUCCUCCAGCGACCAAUCCCAGGGACCAAUGAAACCAUGGGGCUGCCGAGGAGGGGCCCAUAGCGAGCUUCGCCUAGCGUCCCACCGCAGCAGACAGGAAAGUCUGGUCAACAGGACGUUCCCCCAAAGAGGGGCCACAGAAGACCCUCGACUGGGCAACACCAGCCCGCUGCUCCACAACGGCCCUGGUGAACUACUCAAAGACAGCAGAGGUCUACUUGGACCUGGAGGGUUACUACCCGGAGAAGACCCAUCGGGGGAGGGAGUAGGGGCAGAGGGGGCCCUCACAGCACCCCUCCUGGGCCCGGAGGACUGGGAGGAGAGGAGGCACCAGCUGUUCCUGCAGAAGCUGCAGCUGGAGGUGGAGAGAGAGAGGCUGCAGGCGCGGCUGGCCCAGCAGGAGGAGCGUCUGAUGAGACAGAACCAGCAUCUCCGACACACCCGCCUAGACUACAGCAGGUUCCAGCAAGCCACUUUAGAGGAACUCAGCCACUCCAUGUCCAGAAAUGAGACUGAUCCGUUACCCAACAGCCGUACACUACUCAGUGAGAUGAGAGGGUGUGACGAUGCAGAGGACUUGGCAGCAGAACAAGAAGUACAUCCACACAAAGACAAUACUGCACACAUCCCCCUGCAAAACUCCAUACACUCCCCUGAGCCCUGUCAAAAGUCCAGGAGGGAUAUGGCCACCUCUCCUUUGGUGUCCCAGAGCAUUCUCAAAGCCACCCCAGCACCAGUGAUGCCCCCCACUCUACCUAGGACCCCCCACGCUAGGUUGGACUCCUCAUUGAUUGAGUUGUUGGAGGUCUUCAGUCCCAUCUCUCUGCCCAAGCGAAACAGCCCCUCCGCCCAUCGAGGCAACCCUACCCGAUGCCAGCCCCCCCUCAGUGUCCCCAAAUCAGCCCGCCAAGCUCUGCUCUCCCACCCUGGCCCUUACCGGAUCCCCCAACAGGACCUGGAGGAGAGCCAGAUACUGGAAGAGAUUUUCUUCAUCUGCUGAGGGGUUCGGAUGUAGUUACCCUGAGGGGGAAAAAAUUACAAUUCUUAAUCAUUUACUUGAUAUUUACCAUUGGCUCUUAAAUUGAGGUCAGUGCCUUCUGUUUGUUUUGGUUAGAAAUUUCCAAAUAAGACAAUCAUGAUUUAGGUAAUUGUACCAUUGUAUUUUUAUAAUGCAAUUGUUUUUAUAUUGAUUGUUUUUUAUAUUAAAUGUAAAUAAAUGUAAAGAAUUUUGUGUA